AUGUUCAACAUCAGACCGAAUGUUGUGUUUUCGUUUCUGUCGGACCAUGAAUACACAAUUUGCUUCUUCAGCUUUAUUAUCAAUUCAUUUCAUUUGAUAGUUCUAACAAGAAAAUAUAUGCGGACCGCUUCGAUUUAUGUUUUGUUAAUUGGAGUAUGCCUAUCCGAGUUGUAUUCAAUGACGAUUCCGUUGAAGAUAAAGUUGGAAGAGUUUUGGCUGCAGUGGCAGAAGUGUCCCGUUCCUCCAUCCGUUCUUCAAAUCUAUUUCAACCGAAUCGUUCUAUCAACUGCUGAUAACAUGGCACGUCUAUCUGGCUGGCUAUGUCUUCUAUUCGCAUUGGUUCGAGUAGUUGUUUUACGAAAAAUCAGCGAUAAUCGAUUCCAAAUGAUCUCAGCUCCAGGUUUCGGAUGGAUUCUGAUAUUCUUCAGCUUCGUUGGAAGUUUUGUUAUUUCGUUAUCCUAUUAUUUCAAAGAUCAAAUUGAAGAGUUAGGAGUAUGGACCCCACAGCCUGGAUGUGAAUCCUUAUCAACUACGGAAAUUUACGAGUAUCGACUAAUUGUAUCUGAUCUCUAUACAUUUGGAAAUGGAGUGUUCGCUGUUCUAUUUUUCCUUUCCAAUGGAUUUUUUUCACAUAUUCUUCCCUGUGUUUUGUACCCAAUUUUGAUUAUAUUCUUAUUGAUGGAAAUUCGAAAAUUGAAAAAGAGCAAAAAUGGUUCCACAACUGUAAAUCCACAUCAGAAGCGAAAUGAGAAAACGACGAUUCUGGUGACGAUCAUUUCGAUUUUCGAAUUUUUUAUUCAACUUUGCUAUUCGAUAAUUUUCAUUCUAGAGCUGGUGACCUGGGGAAGGAACCUAGACUAUAAACAGUACGCCAGAGUGGGAAUCAAAUGGAUAUUCGCAUUCAAUGCUUCAACGAGAUGUUUACUUUGUGUUUUAUUCUCCUGUAGAUAUCGGAAUACUAUCAGAAGAAUGUUUGGUUUAAGGGAUCGAUUGAUGUUAAAUGGACACAAAGCGAGUACCGCCCGUCCUUCUCCAGCAUUACAAAGAUCUGCUUCAUCGAUACUUCCUCCGUGCAGCCCCAAGAUAGAAUCGAGCUUAUAA
This is a messenger RNA of Caenorhabditis briggsae, 1101 nucleotides long. It is a transcript of the gene Cbr-srw-145, whose product is annotated as Protein CBR-SRW-145. The coding region runs from base 1 to 1101 and encodes 366 amino acids. The transcript is spliced from 5 exons. The record is from RefSeq and is a predicted model, not a curated record. Gene Ontology annotation, cellular component: membrane. Gene Ontology annotation, molecular function: G protein-coupled peptide receptor activity. NCBI's taxonomy places the organism in Eukaryota, Metazoa, Nematoda, Chromadorea, Rhabditida, Rhabditidae.